This is a messenger RNA of Papaver somniferum (opium poppy), 2430 nucleotides long. RefSeq lists its product as uncharacterized. The record is from RefSeq and is a predicted model, not a curated record. The transcript is spliced from 5 exons. Bases 1 to 2430 code for a protein of 809 amino acids. NCBI's taxonomy places the organism in Eukaryota, Viridiplantae, Streptophyta, Magnoliopsida, Ranunculales, Papaveraceae.
AUGCAAUCGUCGUCUCCAGCAACAACUCCUCUAUUGGUCUCCUCCACACCUUUAGAGGAUUCUGCUAUGGAGGAUUCUCCUGUUUCGAGAGUGAUGAGUUCUAAUUUGGUUACUGAUCCUGUUAUGCUUCCAGGGUUCGAAAACUUUCCUCCUCCUCCUAGGUUUACUGCUUUUUCUGCAAAUUGGUCUUCAUUAUUUGAUAAGCAAAAGGAGGCGGUUGUUAAUACUGAUACAGAAUUCUUUUCAUACCCAGUGGUUGAUAGGAAGAAGAAUAUGGAUAUUCCUUAUGUGGUUUUCGAUCAGGAUAUUCGUGAUUGUGAAUCUAAGGUUAUUGGGGCUUUUGUGGGAAGAAGACUUCCAUUUAACAUGGUUCAUAAUGCUGUUAAUCGAGCUUGGAAACCUAAAGGUACGUUUCAAAUGACUAUUCAUGGAGAAAGAAUGUUUAUCUUUGAUUUUAAUUCUGAAGAGGAAAGAAUUCGUGCUUUAGAAAUUGGAUCCAUGUUCAUUUCAAAUAGAUUAUUCAUUGUGAAACCAAGGACAGUGGAACAAGAAAUUGCUGAAUUAAAAUCUGUUCUAGUGUGGAUGAAUUUUAGAAACGUUCCUUUAUUCAUGUGGAAUAAUAAGGGCCUGAGCAUGAUAGCUAGUUAUCUUGGUAAACCUUUAAUGAUGGAUACACAAACCUUAAACAAAACUAGAAUGAGCUAUGCUAGGAUUUGUGUAGAAGUGGGAGUGAAUUGUGAAUUUUCUGAGUCAUUUACAUUCACUUUGGGAGGAAAAGAUCGUGUUGAAAUCAAUAUGGACUAUUCCUGGAGACCUCCAAAGUGUAGUGAUUGUGCAGUAUUUGGCUAUGUUCUGUCCCAUUGUCCUAAGAAGGUGCAUCCUACUCAUAAAGUGGUUCAGAAAUGGGGGCAGAAACCAACCACCACCUCAAGGAAUGAGGAUGGGUGGAUUACAAAAUCUAGAAAUCAGGUAAAGGAUACUUCUAUGCAAGUUACUACUGUCUUACAAGAAAUACCUGCUAGUACUCCAAAUAAAGUCAAUGAUCUCAUUUUUUCAAACAGUUUCUUUAUCAUAGACAAUUAUAUGGAAAAUCCUCAAGUACUUCAAUCUAAUCACAAUAAGGAAAAUUUCCAAGCACUUCUGCAAGCGGCUCAACAAAAGUCUUCUGAACAAGUUUCUGGUUCCAGAGUUCAUUUCCAAAAGGAGGGACCUGUUCCUCAACAAGUUAGUAGUAUCCUUCCAAAGGUUGCAGCUCUGAAAAAGGCUGCAAAGAAUAAUGAUAGCCGUAGCUGUUAUGGUCGUAUUUGGGUUGGAUGGGACCCGGGAGUUAUUCAUGUUAAUCUUAUCCAUUCUUCUCCUCAAGCUGUUUUUUUGGAUAUCACUACUCCUUCUUCUAUCAAUUUAGCAGUGACUCUUGUGUAUGGUGAUAAUUAUUAUCUUACAAGGAAUGCUCUCUGGAAUUCUCUCAUUUCCUUUGCUGUUACUGUUAACAAAGCUUUGAUGGUGCUUGGAAAUUUUAAUUCCAUCUUAUAUCCUUCUGACAAAGUGGGAGGUGCUCCAGUUUUACCUCAUCAUUUUCAAGACUUUUCUACUUGUGUUCAUUAUACUCAGCUGAUGGAUCUUUCUUUUAUGGGUUACUUCUAUACUUGGACUAAUUGCCAGCAAGAUGGAUCUGUUAUAAGGUCUAAGAUUGACAGAGUUAUGGCUAAUCUGCAAAUGCAUGACCCUCCUCCUUUUAGAUUUUUUAACUUCUUAUCUGAUGAGCCUGAGUAUAUGAAUGUGGUGAGAACUGCUUGGAACAUCCCUGUUAGAGGUAACCCAAUGAUUACUCUUGUUACCAGAGUUAAAAAUGUUAAAAGUCACAUUAUUAAUUGGAAGAGAUUUAAGUUUAGAAAUGUCUCAGCUCAAGUACUUCAGGCUAAGGAAAAUAUGGAUUUUGAUCAACUCCAAUUGCAAUCUUUUCCUCUUGACUUAGAUCUAGCUAGAAGAGAGACAGAGUAUGUGGCUGAGUAUGUCAAACUUGUUAAAUAUGAAGAGUCUGCAGCUAAACAACAAGCCAGAUUAGUUGAAGAUAAAGACAUUGCUGUUGAGUGUAUCGAUUAUUAUAAAAACCUUUUUGGUAAUGAUCUGGUCCCCGAAGUUAUUUCUGAUAGUUCUACUAAUCUGCAUUUUGAUGGCUGCAUUCAACAAGAUGAUAUUGCUGAUUUAAUCAAACAUGUCUCUCGAGAAGAAGUUGUAACUGCUCUUAAUUCUAUUGGUUCAAACAAAGCUCCUGGCCCUGAUGAGAAUGAAGUGAUGAUAAAUACAGAUGGUUCAAAGAGAGAACAUACUGCAGGUUUUGGGGAUGUUCUAAGAGAUCAUAUGGCAGAAAUGUUGGAUGCAGCUUAUGGAGGCUCUCAUCCAAUAUCUAUUCUUGUUCAUGAGCUUUAA